AUGGCAGACGUGUCCAAUGGCGAGCCCUGUACCUCUCCUCUGGAGCUGUUCAACAGCAUAGCUGCUCAGGUGGAGCUUGUGAGGUCCCUCAAAGCCACAAAGGCAAAAGAGGAUGAAAUUGAUUCUGCAGUAAAGAUGUUGCUAUCAUUAAAAAUGAGCUACAAGGAGCUACAAAGCUGCCAUGGGGGGGAGGAUUACAAGGCUAACUGCCCUCCAGAGAACCCAACACCUGGGAGUCAUAAUGACCCAAACGCUAUAGAACCUGAAGUGGAUUUUGUGGACCCAUGGACAGUGCAGACUAGCAGUGCAAAAGGCAUUGACUAUGACAAGCUCAUUGUUCGGUUUGGAAGCAGUAAAAUUGACAAAGAACUAAUAAAUUGAAUAGAGAUAGCCAUCGGCCAGAGACCACACCGCUUCCUGCGCAGAGGCAUCUUCUUCUCACACAGAGAUAUGAAUCAUGUUCUCGAUGCCUAUGAAAAUAAGAAGUCAUUUUAUCUGUACAUGGGCAGGGGCCCCUCUUCUGAAGCAAUGCAUAUAGGUCACCUCAUCCCGUUUAUUUUCACAGUGGCUGUGUUUAAUGUGCCUUUGGUCAUCCAGAUGACAGAUGAUGAGAAGUACCUUUGGGAGGACCUGACCUUGGACCAGGCCUACGGCUACACUGUGGAGAAUGCAAAGGACAUCAUUGCCUGCAGCUUUGACAUCAACAAGACUUUCAUCUUCUCUGACCUCGAGUACAUGGGGAUGAGCCCAGGCUUCUACAAGAAUGUGGUAAAGAUUCAGAAGCAUGUUACCUUCAACCAAGUGAAAGGCAUUUUCAGCUUCACCGACAGUGACUGCAUUGGGAAGAUCAGUUUUCCUGCCAUCCAGGCUGCUCCCUCCUUCAGCAACUCAUUCCCGCAGAUCUUCCAGGACAGGAUGGAUAUCCAGUGCCUUAUCCCAUCUUCCAUUGAUCAGGAUCCUUACUUUAGGAUGAUGAGGGAUGUUGCCCCCAGGAUUGGCUAUCCUAAGCCCCUGCUGCAUUCGACCUUCUUUCCUUUCCUGCAGGGUGCCCAGACCAAAAUGUGUGCCAGCGACCCCAAUUCCUCCAUCUUCCUCACCAACAAACCCAAGCAGAUCAAGACCAAGGUGAACAGUGCCCCAAGCACAGGGCAGCCAAUACAAGCAGAAAUAUGCAGGGUGAAGGGAAGGAAGACGGGAUUUUUGCAAGCUCACGCACACAUGCGCAGAUAAACAGACACACACACACACACCAUCACAUCGGCCACCAUAGCCAUGCUGAAUUCCAUGAUCACCAACUGUGCUCCCUGCACAACUCCAGGCAGCCUGUCCCUGUUUCCACAUAUCAGGUGAAUUUUUUUGUGUCCUUCCAUUUGGGUAAAAUUCUGAAUUUUUCUUUUCUGCUUUUCUU
Messenger RNA from Galeopterus variegatus (Sunda flying lemur), 1408 nucleotides. RefSeq names its product tryptophan--tRNA ligase, cytoplasmic-like. The record is from RefSeq and is a predicted model, not a curated record. Gene Ontology annotation, biological process: tryptophanyl-tRNA aminoacylation. Gene Ontology annotation, cellular component: cytoplasm. Gene Ontology annotation, molecular function: ATP binding; tryptophan-tRNA ligase activity. Lineage: Eukaryota; Metazoa; Chordata; Mammalia; Dermoptera; Cynocephalidae.